Messenger RNA from Salvelinus fontinalis (brook trout), 11618 nucleotides. Its product is annotated as chromodomain-helicase-DNA-binding protein 9-like. Gene Ontology annotation, molecular function: ATP binding; ATP-dependent chromatin remodeler activity; protein binding. Lineage: Eukaryota; Metazoa; Chordata; Actinopteri; Salmoniformes; Salmonidae. The record is from RefSeq and is a predicted model, not a curated record. The transcript is spliced from 41 exons. The coding region runs from base 549 to 9800 and encodes 3083 amino acids.
UCGAUUCGUCACGUCAGCAGCAGUAGAACCGCUGUGGUCAACUAGUUAACUUCGCUCUUAUAAUUUUCAGUCAACGGAUUUUGCCCCACUUCGCUCUUCCCUCUCCUACUCAGCAGAGGCGUCACGACACCACUGAAGUCGAGAGGAGAGGUGCUUGGAAGGAAAGACAAGUGGGGACACGUGUACGAUUCGAGUCUCGAGAAGAACAGAUGGUGGGAAAAAAUCCCUAUGGCUUGGCACCUGACUUUCAGAUUCAGAAAGUUAAGAUUCAGCUAGUUUCUCUAACUAGGUAGCUAGUUACCUGUUGUGACAUGGAAACACAUCGAGUGCCAAGCAGCCUUUUACUAGGAGGUGCAGCAAGGCUAUUGUGAAGAUUCGAUGCUCAGAUAGCCACGAGCCAUAGCUGCACUCAGAGGAUGCUGAGAGCCAGUCUGUGAUGGACAUACUGUAGCUCAGUAACACGUGACGCUCCUCAGCACCAGCUAGAACCCAGCAGAGGUCCAACGUGGGGGACUGGUCUCCGGAAGACUGACCCUGGCCCCUUGGCCAUGACAGAUCCCAUCAUGGACUUCUUUGACGACCCCAACCUGUUUGUGGGAGGGCUGGAUGGGUUGGCUGAGGAGGGCUUCCCCCCUGGACCCUCGCUGGUGGAUGAGCUCAACCUCAGCGCAGGCUUUGAGCCCCUACAGGUGGAGCCGAUGGGGGCAGGGAAACACCCCGGGAUGAUCCCCACCUCCGUGCCCUCCUCCACCCAACAGAGCAUGACUUAUGGACAGCAGAUGGGGCAUUUUCCGGGCAUGAAGGCUCAGAACUCCAUGGGACAGCCCUUCGCUGGCUCUGAGGGUGUGGGUGGUGGAGGGAUGAUAGCAGCACAGCAUACCCAGUUCCAUGGACGCUCAAUUGGUCAGGCACCCCAAUCGAAUGCGUUGUUUUCCAACAGCAGCCCCAUGUGGGGCAACCAGGACCAGAACGGGAACCUCUACCACUCAGUGCCCCAGCAACAACAACAACUACAUCAACAACAGCAGCAGCAACUCCACAACCAACAGCAUCACCUCCGACAGCAACAGCCACAGCAGCAGCACCACCCUUGUCAACAACAACUUCAGCAGCAGCAACACCAGCUUCUGAACCAGCGGCAGCGGCAGCACCUUCAUCAACAGGUAGUGAACCCUCAGUCUCUGCCCCAGCAGCACCACAGCUUCCCCUUCCACCAGGCCAACCAACAGCCAGCUCCCCACAACCAGCAGCUUACCACCGGGGGGACCCAGUUCCACUCCAGGGCUGUGCCUAACUCAGGGGCUCUGGCCAAAGCUAAUGUGGAAACCCCCAAUGCCUCGCUGGCUGGAACCCCACCACAGCAGGGUGGCUACCAGCUGGUGCAGGGGACUCAGGGGGCCUUUCCUGGGGUAGGGCCAGAGGGCUCUAGCAUGUCCUUCUCCAUGCAGACCUGCUCCCCGAUGGCUCACACCCUGUCCUCCUGCUCAGUGAGCUCCACCACCGCCUACCCUCCCUCCCAGUACUCCUUCCCUGGCCAGGGACAGCCUGGCACCUCCAGCCUGAGCCAGCCUCUCUCUUUAGCCCCAGUGUCCAUGAUCACCACCACCACUCCCCUGCCCUCCUCAGUGCCUGAACUCUCUCUCGUGGGAGCUGGAUGUGCGUUUUCGUCUGCUCCAGGGAUGACUCAGCAUCAUCAGCCCGAGCAGGUCCCAGUCAGCCAGGCUGAGGACGAAUGUCCCUUCCGGGCUCUGCGCUGCUCCAGGCAGACCUUAGGGAACUACGACUCAUCUGAGAUGUUUGGCCAGGCCAUGAGCUGCUACCCCAGUGCAGUCAGCCAGCUCGUUCCAGACCAGCACCAGCCCCAGAACUGUGGAUCUAACUUGGAAGUUACCAGACCUCCGGCCAGCACCACUACCACUAACGGCUACGUGUCUCUAGAGGUUAGCCUGGCAGGGCUGCAAGGGGAGGUGGAGGCCCAAGGAGGGGGCUUUGAGGGCCUGGAGGCUCCGGACCUGCUGGCUGAUGAGCUGCUGCCUCAGCUGGAGGCUGCCCUCAGUCAGCACGACCACCACGACUCCAACUGUUCCUGGACCAAUGGUGGGGAUGCAGAGAGGAAUGGAAAGGGAGAGGAAGAAGAAGAGAUGAAGGAGGAAGACAGGAUCUCCAUAUCCAUGGACUACAAGAAACAGCCUCCCAAGAACAAGAAUGCUAAUGGUCCCAACAGCCACACAGCAGCGCGGGUCCUCAGCCCCCCGAUGAAGAGCAGCUCAUCCUCCUCGUCUUCGUCCUCCUACAGCUCGUCGUUGGAGAAGCGGGCCCAGCGGAGGCUGGUGAAGGAGCAGAGGGAGCAGCAGCAACUGAUGGAGGAGGCUGGGGAGGACAAGCAGCAGAAGGCUAACAGGAUCAUCCAUGAGGCCAUUGCUAAGGCCCGGGAGAGAGGAGAGAAGAACAUCCCCAGGGUUAUGAGUCCAGAGAGCUUCCCCUCUGGGAGCUCCUCGGCCCACAGGAGAGAGAGGGAGAGGGACAGAGACAGAGACAGGGAGAGGGACCGAGGCAACAAGACCAGGACCAAGGCCUCCAAGAAGGCCCGCAUUGUGCCCUCGUCCAAGCCCAAACAGAAGGCCAAGAUCGGGAAAAUCGUCAUUAAAUUUGGAGGGAUGAAGAAGAAGAGGAAGACAGAGUCUUCAGAGGAGGGGUCUGAUGAAGAGCGUCCGCCUCAAAGAUCCUUUAAAGACGAUGACUCGACGCGUCGGUCGAACCGCCAGGUGAAGAGGAAGAAGUAUGCAGAGGAGGGAGAGGCCAGGGUGUCUGAUGAGGAGGUGAAGGUCGUGGUUAAAGCCAAGAGGACCAGCACUGCUGCAGCACGCAAAGAGCCAGCACAGCAGCUGUUUGUGGAAAACCCCAGUGAGGAGGAUGCUGCUGUUGUUGAUAAGAUCAUGUCAUCUCGAAUAGUCAAGAAUGAGGUCGCUCCAGGAGUUAUCGUAGAAGUGGAAGAGUUCUUUGUAAAAUACAAAAACUACUCCUACCUCCACUGUGAGUGGGCCGUAGAGCAGCAGCUGGAGAAAGACAAGAGGAUUCAGCAGAAGAUCAAACGUUUCAAGAUUAAACAGGCACAGAGAGCCCACUUCUUUGCAGAUAUGGAGGAGGAUCCCUUUAACCCUGACUACGUGGAGGUAGACAGAGUACUGGAUGUGUCAUAUUGUGAAGACAAGGACACAGGAGAGCAGGUGGUGUACUACCUGGUGAAGUGGUGCUCUCUGCCCUAUGAAGACAGUACGUGGGAACUGAAGGGGGAUGUGGACCAGAGUAAAAUAGAGGAGUUUGAGCUGCUGCAGGCAGCAAGGCCAGACUCCCGCAGGACGGAGCGUCCCCCAGCCAGCCUGUGGAAGAAGAGGGAUCAGUCGAGGGAGUACAGUAACAGUAACGUCCUCAGGGACUACCAGCUGGAGGGAGUCAACUGGCUCCUCUUCAACUGGUACAACAGACGGAACUGUAUCCUGGCAGAUGAGAUGGGUCUGGGGAAGACCAUCCAGUCCAUCACGUUUCUGGAGGAGAUCUGGCGUGUGGGCAUCAGGGGCCCCUUCCUCAUCAUCGCCCCCCUCUCCACCAUCGCCAACUGGGAGAGGGAGUUCAGAACGUGGACCCACCUCAACGUCAUUGUCUACCACGGCUCCAUGGUCAGCAGGCAGAUGCUGCAGCAGUACGAGAUGUACUCCAGGGACACACAGGGUCGUGUGGUGCGGGGAGCCUACAAGUUCCACGCCCUCAUCACCACCUUUGAGAUGAUCCUGGGCGGCUGUCCAGAGCUCAACGCCAUCGAGUGGCGCUGCGUCAUCAUCGACGAGGCCCAUCGCCUCAAGAACAAGAACUGCAAGCUGCUAGAGGGCUUCAAGCUCAUGAAUCUGGAACACAAAGUUCUCCUGACAGGGACCCCCCUCCAGAACACGGUAGAGGAGCUGUUCAGUCUGCUGCACUUCCUGGAGCCUCAAAGCUUCCCCUCAGAGAACACCUUCAUGCUGGAGUUUGGAGACCUCAAGACUGAGGAGCAGGUCCAGAAGUUGCAGGCCAUCCUGAAGCCCAUGAUGCUGCGUCGUCUCAAGGAGGACGUGGAGAAGAAGCUGGCUCCUAAGGAGGAAACCAUCAUUGAGGUGGAGCUGACCAACAUCCAGAAGAAGUACUACAGAGCCAUCCUGGAGAAGAACUUCUCCUUCCUGUCUAAAGGUGUCGGCCAGGCCAACGUCCCCAACCUGGUCAACACCAUGAUGGAGCUGAGGAAGUGUUGCAACCACCCCUACCUCAUCAAAGGUGCUGAGGAGAAGAUCUUGGAGGACUUCCGAGAGGUGUACAGCCCUGUUGCCUUUGAUUUCCACCUGCAGGCCAUGGUGCAGUCGGCUGGUAAACUGGUCCUCAUAGAUAAGCUGCUGCCCAAGAUGAAGGCCGGGGGACACAAGGUCCUCAUCUUCUCCCAGAUGGUCCGCUGUCUGGAUAUCCUGGAGGACUACCUCAUCCAGAGAAGGUACCUGUAUGAGCGUAUCGAUGGCAGAGUGAGAGGUAACCUGCGUCAGGCAGCUAUAGACCGUUUCAGCAAACCAGACUCGGACCGCUUUGUGUUUCUGCUGUGUACCCGGGCUGGAGGUCUGGGCAUCAACUUGACUGCUGCUGACACCUGUAUUAUCUUUGACUCAGACUGGAACCCACAGAACGACCUGCAGGCCCAGGCUCGCUGCCAUAGGAUUGGUCAGAACAAGGCGGUGAAGGUGUACCGUCUGAUCACCAGGAACUCUUACGAGCGGGAGAUGUUUGACCGGGCCAGCCUCAAACUGGGCCUGGACAAGGCUGUGCUGCAGAGCAUGAGUGGCAGGGAGAACAGCGUGCCGGGAGGAGGGCCGACCCAGCAGCAGCUGUCUAAGAAGGAGAUCGAGGACCUGCUGAGGAAAGGGGCGUAUGGAGCUCUGAUGGACGAUGAGGAUGAGGGGGCCAAGUUCUGUGAGGAGGACAUCGACCAGAUCCUUCAACGCAGGACCAAGACCAUCACCAUCGAGUCUGAGGGACGGGGAUCUACCUUUGCCAAGGCCAGUUUUGUGGCAUCCGGAAACCGCACAGACAUUUCUCUGGACGACCCCAACUUCUGGGACAAGUGGGCCAAGAAGGCUGAGAUUGACAUGGACUCUGCCAAUGACAGAAACAGCCUGGUAAUUGACACUCCGAGGGUGAGGAAGCAGACCCGACCCUUCAGUGCCACUAAGGACGAGCUGGCAGAGCUGUCUGAGGGGGAGAGUGACAACGAGGACAAGCCCAAGCUCCGCCGGCCCCACGACCGCCUCAACAGCUACGGCAGGACAGAGUGCUUCAGAGUGGAGAAGAACCUACUAGUAUACGGGUGGGGUCGUUGGAAGGACAUCCUGCUCCAUGGUCGAUUUAAGAAGCAGCUGACAGAGCGCGAUGUAGAGUCUAUCUGCAGAGCCCUUCUGGCCUACUGUCUGGUUCACUACCGCGGUGACGACAAGAUCAAGAGCUUCAUGUGGGACCUGAUCGCCCCCUCCGAGGACGGACAGACCAAGGAACUACAGAACCACCUGGGUCUGUCGACCCCGGUCCCCAGAGGCAGGAAGGGGAAGAAGAUGAAGACUCAGUCUAGCACGUUUGACAUCCAGAAGGCUGAGUGGAUCAGGAAGCACAACCCAGAACACAUGCUGCAGGACGAGGGAUACAAGAAGCACCUCAAACACCACUGCAACAAGGUGUUGCUGCGGGUUAGAAUGCUCUACUACCUGAAACAAGAGGUGAUGGGAAGCCAGUCACAGAAGAUACUAGACGGCGUGGACUCCAGUGAGAUCAAGAUCUGGGUUCCUGAGCCCGACAGCUCUGAGCUACCAGCCCUGUGGUGGGACAACAUCUCUGACAAGUGUCUGCUGUUGGGGGUCUACAAGCACGGUUAUGAGAAGUACAACACGGUGCGUGCAGACCCUGCCUUCUGCUUCCUAGAGCGAGUGGGCCGGCCAGACGAGAAGGCCAUCGCUGCUGAACAGAGAGCCAAUGACUUCAUGGAUGGGGACGUGGAUGACCCAGAAUACAAGCCCGCCCCAGCCUUGCUGAAGGACGAUAUGGAGGAUGACGCCUCCUCUCCUGGAGACCUGGUUGUCACAGACAACCCUGGAGAGGGUGCUCCAGUGAUGAUGGAGGGGUUAGGUGGAGGAGGAGGAGAUGCAGCCUACUGGCCCUCCUCCUCAGUACUAACAGCCAGACUGAGACGUCUGAUCACAGCCUCUCAGCGCUACACCAAGUCCAGACAGAUCCUCCACAUCCACCAGACCCAGACACAGCACACCACCCAGGUCACGCCCUCACUGUGCCCCCUGCCACCCACCCUCAACGACACUAUCAACCCCAAGAUGGCCGCCAAGAUAGAACGCCAGCAGAGAUGGACGAGGCGAGAGGAAGCUGAUUUCUACCGUGUGGUGUCUACCUUUGGUGUGGUGUUUGACCCAGACCUGGGCCGUUUCGACUGGACCAAGUUCAGAGCCAUGGCUCGGCUGCACAAGAAGACAGACGAGAGUCUGCAGAAGUACCUGUGGGCCUUCACUGGCAUGUGCAGGAGAGUGUGUCGCCUGCCACCCAGAGAAGGAGACACAGCGGUGGACCCCUCUCUGUCCAUUCAGCCCAUCACAGAGGAGCGUGCAUCUCGUACCCUCUACAGAGUAGAGCUGCUACGCCAGGUCAGGGAACAGGUCCUGCGCCACCCCUCGCUCUAUGAGCGCCUGCCCCUGUGCCAGCUGGGCUCGGACCUGCCCGUGUGGUGGGAGACCGGUACCCACGACCGAGAUCUCCUAAUCGGGGCCGCCAAGCACGGCGUCAGCCGCACAGACUACCACAUCCUCCGAGACCCAGAGCUCUGCUUCAUGGCUGCCCAGCGCAACUACAGCCAGAAUAAAGGAGUCCAACAGCCAUCCCAGACCCCUACUCCGCUCCUUAACCCCCAGUACCAGGCUAGUAGAGACCCAGCCUUGGCAGAGUGCCCUGUGCCUGCCCCAGCCCAGAGGGAGAGGGAUGACAUCCUGGGGGCAGUGCCCAAAGAAGAACCUCCCUCGGAGGGGGGGGAGCGCAUGGAGAGAGGGGGUCAGGUGGAGGGGGAGAGGUGGAGUCCCCAGCCUGCCCCUCUCACUCCUACAGGGAUAGAGGAGAAGCCUGACCUGGGGGUGGUGAAAGGAGAGAAUGAGAGCCACAUGGUGGCGGCACGGACCAAGCCACUCACACCCAACUCAGCCGCCAGGAAAGAGAAGAAAGCCAAUAAAAGAAGUCGAAGAGAGGCCAGACGAGCCGCCUCUGCAGCAUCAGACUCCGACUCGGACGGCUCCUCCUCCAGCUCUUCAUCACGAUCUUCUUCAUCAUCGUCAUCGUCGUCCUCUUCCUCCUCACGCUCCGGAUCCAGCUCCUCUUCAUCUUCAUCCUGCUCAUCAGGCUCCUCAUCUUCCUCUUCCUCAUCUUCAUCUUCCUCUGUUGACAGUGAGAGUGAGGGAGAGGAAGGAAAGACCAAGGUCCCGACAGUGGCCAUCGUGAAGGGAUUUGACGAAGACAGUGUGGCAUCUCUCAGCACCACUCAGGAUGAGAUGCAGGACAGUCACGUGACAGAGAACGGCAGCAACAACUCACACCACCACCCCUUCCAGGGAGGAUACAUGCUGGCUGCAUCCUACUGGCCCAAAGACCGUGUGAUGAUCAACCGUCUGGACAGUAUCUGCCAAGCAGUGCUGAAGGGGAAGUGGCCGGGGGCCCGGCGGUCGUACGAGGCAGGAGGGGCCGUAGCCUCCUUCUACACCACCAAGCUGCUGGACAAUGCAGCUGCGGCCAACAACAGCAGCAACCUCUGCUCAGCUUCCGCCUCGGCCUCAGAGGACCCCUCUGCCUCCCCUCAGGGUUCAAAGGUGAAGAAGCAUGUUGCAGGAGAAAAGGAGUUCUCAGUGAAAAUGAAUGAACAGGAGGGGGGUUUGAAGCUGACCUUCCAGAAGCAGGGGCCCGGCCAGCCCCUGAAGAGGCCCCUGGAGCCUGAGGAGGGGCCCCUGAGCCAGCAGCAGUACCUUACAAGGCUCCAUGAGCUCCAGAGUGCCUCAGACACCAGUCUGGCUGACUUUACCAAGCCCCAGGCUGCCAGCUUCCCACAGGCCUCUACAGGUCUGGCGGGUCAGAUGAAGCUGAACGGAGGUAUGGAUGGCCAGCCGGUGGUGAAGAGGAGGAGAGGAAGGAGGAAGAAUGUGGAGGGGAUGGACCUGCUCUAUAUGAACAGGAACAGAGGACCAGCCGUGCCUGAAAGCGUGCCCCCGGCGUGGGGUGGUAUGGGUCAGGCUGGCACUGGGCUGUCUAUUGCCUCAGGGCAGGGUAACCACCUAGGGGGCCAGGGCCCUAUGGACACAGAGAGCAGGGUCUCUGUCAUCAACCUGAAAGAUGGGACCCGUCUGGCCGGAGACGAUGCCCCCAGGAGGAGGGAGCUGGAGCUGUGGCUAAAAGAACACCCAGGCUUUGUGGCCGACACAGGGGCCUUCAUCCCUGGAGUGAAUAAGAGGCAGCUGGAGCAGUUCCAGCAGGAUGGUAGACCCAAGCAGAAGAGGCAUCGCUGUAGAAACCCCAACAAGAUCGAUGUCAACAGUCUGACAGGAGAGGAGAGGGUCCAGAUCAUCAACAGGAGAAAUGCACGCAAGGUUGGUGGGGCCUUCGCCCCCCCUCUAAAGGACCUGUGUGGGUUUCUUCAGGAGAACCCAGAGUACGGGGUUCCACCAGAGUGGGCCGACGUCGUCAAGCAGUCGGGCUACCUCCCAGAGAGCAUGUUUGACCGGAUCCUGACAGGACCCAUCGUACCAGAGGAGGUGAGUCGGCGUGGACGGAGGCCCAAGAGCGCCCUGGCCAAGGCUGCAGCUACAGCCAACCAGGGGGCCCCAUCCCUGGGCCUCAACCCCCUGCUGGCCAACGGCCUCCUCUCUGGCAUGGAUCUAUCUAGUCUACAGGCCUUCCAGCAGAACCUCCAAAGUCUCCAGUCACUGCAGCUCACUGCCGGCCUCAUGGGCCUGCCCACUGAUGCUAACAACCUGGCCGCCAUGUUUCCCAUGAUGCUCUCUGGCAUGGCUGGGCUUCCCAACCUCCUUAGCAUGGGGGGUCUGCUGGGGAAGCCCCCACAGGACACCACGGGGGGAGCUGAGCAGAGGAAGAGGAAGAAGGGUAGCAGAGAAGGAGGAGGAGGGGAGCCCUCGUCUGCCUCCUCCAAAGCCCCCUCCUCCUCCCACUCCCACGGCCUCUCCCACACCUCGGACACCAAAGGUGAAAGGACAGAAAGUCAAAGCAGGGACGGGGACGGCCACAUCCCCAGUGUCCAUUCCCCCUCCAGUUCCUCUGCCACCACCUCCACCACCACCCCACUAAGUGCUUCUGCUGCCCAGGCAGCCUCCAGUCACCCUCUGUCUCUUAACCCCUUGUUACUCUCCAGUAUGCUUUACCCAGGGAUGCUUCUAACUCCAGGCCUUAACCUUCCUGUGUCCACCACACAGCCACCACACAGUGACUCAAACAGUGACCACAAACCCCACAAGCCCACUAAGACCUCUAAGACCGACCCCUCAAAACCUCUGUCGCCAAGGAGAACACCAGAGUGUCAGGAAGAGGAGAGUCUUGGUGACAAGAGGGAGGAGUCAGGGGAACACAAGGAGGAGAACAGUGGUCCAGAAGGCUCGGGGAAGGCGGAUUCAUCUUCUUCAUCUGAGUCUGGGAGCUCUUCUUCAUCUGAUGGGUCAUCAGACUCCAGCGAUGAAGACUGAGCCUAAUGAAUAUAUAAAUAUAUUUAUGUAUCUAUUAGAAAUGUACACACAUACAGUACCAGCCAAAAGUUUGGACACACCUACUCAUUCAAGGGUUUUUCUUUAUUUUUACUAUUUUCUGCAUUGUAGAAUAAUAGUGAAGACAUCAAACCUAUGAAAUAACACAUAGGGAAUCAUGUAGUAACCAAAAAAUUGCCUUGAUGACAGCUUUGCACACUCUUGGCAUUCUCUCAACCAGCUUCUCCUGGAAUGCUUUUCCAACAGUCUUGAAGGAGUUGUUGGCUACUUUUCCUUCACUCUGUGGUCCAACUCAUCCCAAACCAUCUCAAUUGGGUUGAGGUCGGGUGGUUGUGGAGGCCAGGUCAUCUGAUGCAGCACUCCAUCACUCUCCUUGGUCAAAUAACCCAUACACAGCCAGGAGGUGUAUUUUGGGUCAUGGUCCUGUUGAAAAACAAAUAAUAAUCCCACUAAGCGCAAACCAGAUGUGAUAGAGGAUCGCUGCAGAAUGCUGUGGUAGCCAUGCUGGUUAAGUAUGCCUUGAAUUCUAAAUAAAACACAGACAGUGUCACCAGCAAAGCACCCCCAUACCAUCACACCACCUCCUCCAUGCUUCACGGUGGGAACCACACAUGCCGAGAUUAUCUCAUCAGACCAAAGGACAGAUUUCCACCGGUCUAAUAGCCAUUGCUCGUGUUUCUUGGCCCAAGCAAGUCUCUUCUUCUUACUGGUGUCCUUUAGUAGUGGUUUCUUUGCAGCAAUUCGACCAUGAAGGCCUGAUUCAGUCUCUUCUGAACAAUUGAUGUUGAGAUGUGUCUGAAUGAAGCAUUCAUUUGGGCUCUAGUCAGGUGCAGUUAACUCUAAUGAACGUAUCCUCUGCAGCUGAGGUAACUGUGGUUCUUCCUUUCCUGUGGCGGUCCUCAUGAGAGCCAGCUUCAUCAUAUUGCUUAAUGGUUUUUGCCACUGCACUUAAAGAAACUUUCUAAGUUCUUGAAAAUGUCCAUAUUGACUGACCUUCAUGUCUUAGAGUAAUGAUGGACUGUCAUUUCUCUUUGCUCAUUUGAGCUGUUCCACCCCUACAAUGUCACAACACAACUGUUUGGCUCGAACGAAUUAAGAAAGAAAGAAAUUCCACAAAUUAACUUUUAACAAGGCACACCUGUUAAUUGAAAUGCAUUCCAGGUGACUACCUCAUGAAGCUGGUUGAGAGAAUGCCAAGAGUGUGCAAAGCUGUCAUCAAGGCAAAGGGUGGCUACUUUGAAGAAUCUCAAAUAUAAAAUAUAUUUUGAUUUGUUUAACAAUUUUUUGGUUACUACAUGAUUCCAUAUGUGUUAUUUCAUAGUUUUGAUGUAUUCACUAUUAUUCUACAAUGUAGAAAAUAGUAAAAAUAUAGAAAAACCCAGGAAUGAGUAGGUACGUCCAAACUUUUGACUAGUACUGUAUAUAUUACACAUAUAUAUGGAUUUCCCUGCACUUACAUUGUGAUUUAUUUUCAUGUAAAUACAGAAAACUAACUAAAAUGUUGUGUAAUAAAGACUACAAAAGUGAAAAAAGAAGAACCAUGACCUACGAGAAACUGAAAUGAACUUUCAGUGUUUGUUCAAAAAGGUACAAUCUUGUUUUGAGAGACAUUUUGCAUGUCAAACUUUAGUAGAUUUCUGAACUUUGUGAACUUGUAUUAGGCCUACACACAUUGAUGUACAAUUGCAACAGACUGAGAAAAAGAAAUCAAAAUGGCAUUAUUGUAAUUAUUAUGUUGGGAUUUAAUUUUAUUAAAAAAGAGGAAAUAAAUAUAGGCUCUCUGCUGAGCUGUACUCUUAA